AUGGUGGUGUGGACGAAAAAAACCUUAUUACUUGGACCUGUUUUCGAACAACUUGCAGCAGUCAAAGCACAUGACAAUGACUCUGCUGAUAAGAAAAACCAGCCAGUUGGUGGUCUGGUCUCUGUGAGAGUUGGUCAUCCGCAAACUCCAUUCCCGCAGUGGCUCACGGAUUUUACUGGGAUUUCUGAAUGGCCAGGAAUUGAUCCUCCUUAUAUUCCUAUGGAUUUUAUCGAUUUUAGUUUAAUCCCUGAUUACAAACCGUAUCCACAAGGUGUCUGUGGUGCAAAUCCACGUGAAUCAUGUUCGUUCGAUUGCGACAGAUGCGUGGCUCCCGACGAUGUUUUUACCUGCCGUAAACUUUCACAAACGUUUGACGACGGUCCGUCACAGGCAACUGAAAGGCUGCUCGACUCAUUGGAUCACAAGACAACUUUUUUCAAUUUAGGUGUGAAUAUUGUAAAUUAUCCCGAAAUUUACCAAAAAAUAAUUGAUGCUGGUCAUUUAAUUGGCACCCACACUUGGUCUCAUCCGUUCCUGCCCAGCCUUACAAAUGAAGAAAUCAUUGCACAAUUGCAAUGGUCUAUCUGGGCCAUGAAUGCAACAGGGGACCAUUUACCCAAAUGGUUUAGACCCCCUUAUGGUGCCAUUGACAAUCGAGUUCGAGCGAUUUCAAGGAUGUUUGGUUUGCAAGCUGUUCUUUGGGAUCACGAUUCGUUUGAUUGGCAAUUGAUGUCUGACGAUCCUUCUGUUAGAACUGAAGAAAGCAUUUACCGUGACGUGCAAGAAUGGAAACAAGAAGGCACUGGAAUAAUUUUGGAGCACGAUGGAGCUCAUAAAACAGUAAAUGUUGGGAUAAAUGUCAACAAAAUUAUUGGGGAUGAUCAAAUGACUGUUGCCGAGUGUGUCGGAGGCAUUGAUUACAUCAGAACAUUUUCAUCUUCCAAAAAUAUCAGUUCAUUCAACUUAUAA
Molecule: messenger RNA, 969 nt
Organism: Lachancea mirantina
Lineage: Eukaryota; Fungi; Ascomycota; Saccharomycetes; Saccharomycetales; Saccharomycetaceae
Source: the annotation of a GenBank genome assembly